Molecule: messenger RNA, 2278 nt
Organism: Argiope bruennichi
Lineage: Eukaryota; Metazoa; Arthropoda; Arachnida; Araneae; Araneidae
Gene: HBS1
Product: HBS1-like protein
Exons: 1
Coding region: 87-2171 (694 amino acids)
Biological process (GO): translation
Molecular function (GO): GTP binding; GTPase activity
Source: RefSeq, a predicted model, not a curated record
UUGGCAACACUUAUACGUUUGUUUUGGAAUCCGAACUUCCAGAAAAGCGAAAACUUGCAUACGUAACUAGUUACGUUAAAUAAAAUAUGGCUCGGCAUAGAAAUGUCCGUGCGAUUGAUGCAGAUGAAGAAUAUGAAGAUUAUCACUCAUGUUAUGGGCAUUCAGUUGAAGACGAUUUUUGUGCAUCACCUAGUACAGAAGCGCAAUUUCUGUACAAUCGUAAUACCCGAAGUCAAAAUAUGAACGCUUUUUUCGGAUCUCCAGAACCUGUUCCUGAAGAAGAAAAUAGUGGUGACGAAAGUUUCAAUAAUUCUGACUCCACUAACCAUCUCAUCUCUGGAUUGAGUGAUGUAGAUAACGCAAAAUUACAGUCUUGUGUUUUAGCAUUACAGGAUGUUGUUGGUGACACGAUUCCAGAGAUAAUAUUGCAGCAAGCUGCGAUCGAUCAUAAUUUUGAUCUUGAAAAGGCUCUAAAUGCCGUUCUCCAGGAAAAAGCUCCAAAACCGCAACGUGGUAAAAAGCCCAAACCUGCGACAACACCAUCUGCAAAUGCAAUUCCGAAAAACAAAUCUGAAAUCCGCUUAGAAUCUGUAUCGGACGGAACUAACAAAGCUGAUAAAUUGGUUACUAGUAAAGCAAAAGAAGUACAAAGGAAAGAAAUUACAACGACGGAUAAUUCCAAUACAUUUGAUAAAAAAGAACCCGAAGAAAAAUGUAGUAAAGGUGAUAGUAUCGGCAAAGAAAAAGACAAAUCGCCUGUGCCAUCAUCUGCGACUGAAACUCAAACUACUAAUGGAAAGACCGAUGAAGAAUCAAAAUCAACAACAGUCAAAUCUGCAAAAAAUGAAAAAAGUGGCAAGGAAAUAUUUAGUGCUGAAAGAGGUGAUGUGAAACCUCUAAUCAAUCUUGUUGUAAUAGGACAUGUUGAUGCUGGCAAAAGCACUUUAAUGGGUCACUUGUUAUAUGAUCUAGGAAUUGUUUCCCAGCGAAAUAUGCAUAAAUUUGAAAAGGAGUCCAAGAAACUUGGAAAAAGCUCUUUUAUGUAUGCAUGGGUUUUGGAUGAAACUCCUGAAGAAAGAAAUCGUGGAAUAACCAUGGAUGUGGCUUUCUCCACUUUUGAAACUCCUAAUAGAUCUGUUACUCUUUUAGAUGCUCCAGGCCAUAAAGAUUUCAUACCUAACAUGAUAACAGGAGCUGCUCAAGCUGAUGUAGCUAUAUUGGUUGUAGAUUCAAAUAGAGGAGAAUUUGAGACUGGGUUUGAAGCGGGUGGUCAGACCAGAGAACAUACCAUGCUGAUUCGAUCUCUUGGUGUUACUGAAUUGGCAAUUGCAGUCAACAAGAUGGAUAGUAUUGGAUGGGCAGAGGAAAGGUUUCAAGAAAUCAAGGCAAAGAUGUCAUCUUUUCUGAAACAAGUUGGCUUCAGAGAAAGUGAUGUUAAAUUUGUUCCUUGUAGUGGUCUUACUGGUGAAAAUCUUGUUAAAAAUCCAGAUGUCCCUGAAUUGAAAAAUUGGUAUUCAGGUCCUACUUUGCUUGAAAUUAUUGAUAAUUUCAAACCUCCAGAAAGACUUGUUGACAAACCUUUCCGAAUGUGUGUUGGUGAUGUAUUUAAAGGUGCCACUGGUGGUUUUUGUGCAGCUGGCAAAAUUGAAGCUGGCUUUGUCAAAAAUGGGGAUAAAGUCCUUGCAAUGCCUGCAGGCGAACAGGCUAUUGUUAAAGCAAUAUCCGCUGAUGAACGAUCUUUAACAUAUGGUUUUGCUGGAGACCAUGUUAUGUUGCAGCUCUCUGGUGUUGAUUUUAACAACAUAUCUACUGGUAGUAUGCUAUGUAGCAUAGAUAAGCCAGUGAAAGUGACUUCCAGAUUUGAAGCUCGGUUAGUCAUUUUCAAUAUCUCUGUUCCAAUCACUAAAGGCUUUCCUGUAAUUUUACAUUAUCAAAGCUUAAGUGAACAAGCUUAUGUGAAAAAGCUGAUAUCUCAGCUGAAUCGUAGUACUGGUGAAGUAGUGAGAAAUAAACCAAGAUGCUUAACCAAAAAUUCAAGUGCUGUGGUAGAAAUAGAAGUUAAUAGGCCUAUUUGUAUUGAAUUAUUUAAAGAAUUUAAAGAUUUAGGAAGAUUUAUGUUGCGAAGUGGUGGUUCAACUAUAGCUGCUGGUUUAGUAACAAACAUUUCAUGACUGACAUAAAAAGUAUAUAAUUGACUGAUUUGAGCUCAAAUUAAAAGAGCAGCAUGUAUAUUCAAUUAUCUUGUAUCUUGAAGAUAAUAAAAAUGCAUUGCAAAAUA